Molecule: messenger RNA, 579 nt
Organism: Medioppia subpectinata
Lineage: Eukaryota; Metazoa; Arthropoda; Arachnida; Sarcoptiformes; Oppiidae
Source: the annotation of a GenBank genome assembly
AUCAGUGGUCGUAAUCCCAACGCAACAAAUGCCGGCUCUUUGAGCGAAGAGGAGAAGGAUCUGAUGAAUCGAGUGGUUCGGGUGUCUGUGCCGACCACACGAACCCGUCUCGAGACAGUGACCGGAGUUAAUGAGAUCUCUUCGUCGGAGAUAUUUGCCCAAAGGUUGCAGAGUUUUUAUCCGUCGUGUUCUGUACCCAAUCAUACGGAUCCCAUCCGAUGGAACCAAAUGGCCGACAACGAGAUGAAACUCUAUUAUGACAUAACAUUCCCGCGAUCUGUCGACUCCCGUAAUGUAGUGACGGCUGUGUCCGCAAAGUUACGCCUUUUUAAAUUCAAUGAUCCGCCGAACGAACGAAUCACUGCUAAUAAUAAUAUGGGAAAUACAGUUUCCGACAGAGUCUAUCAAAUGUCAUCUCAAGAAGGCUUAACCGUUUCGUUAUACCAAUACAUGAGACCAUUGCGACCAAACAGAAGAGAGAAGAAACGGUUGUUAGACAGCCGUACGGUUGCCUGGAAUAAGAGGGGUUACAUUGAAUUUAAUAUAAUCAAUGCAAUUAAUUAUUGGCAAAACAAUCCG